CGCGGCGCUGGCAACCGCCCAGCCGCUCGCGCCGGAUCCGACGGCCGCCGCACCGUCGUCUCCGUCCUCGGCUUGGCCGUAUUAAACCCCCCACUCGACCCCACGCGUCGCCGGCCUCGUUUCUUCUCCGUCGCUUUGCAAGCGAGGACAGAUGGACGGAUACAUGAGGGAGACAAGCGCCGCCAGGGAUGAGGGCGGCCCCGCCGUGUGCAAGGCUGUGGCGGGCGGGAACGUGGACCGGAAGGGCGGCGCGUCCGCAAGGCGCCGCCGCCGCCUCGAGCUCCGCCGGCUCGGGCGGGCCACGGAGGGGUCACCCGUGCCGGCGAAGAGGAUCCGGUCGGGUUCGCACAGAUCGUCGUCCUCCGACUCGUCGCUGGAGACUGCGGCGGCGGGCUGCUGGCCGCCGCGCCUGUCGCACGGCGCCGUGUCGGUGAUCGGCCGGCGGAGGGAGAUGGAGGACGCGUUCGCCAUCGCGCUCUCGUUCCUGGCCUCGGACCCGUCGUCGCCGGGCGCCAAGGACGAGCAGGAGCAGGACUUCUUCGCGGUGUACGACGGCCACGGCGGCGCGCGGGUGGCGGAGGCGUGCCGGGAGCGGAUGCACGUGGUGCUGGCGGAGGAGCUCGGCCUGCGGCGCGGCGUCGGCAGCGACGACCUGCGCUGGGAGGAGGCCAUGGCGGCCAGCUUCGCCCGGGUGGACGGCGAGGUGACCGGCGGCUUCUCGCCCCCGCCCAAGCCGCCGCCGCAGCAGACGGCCGCGGACGCCGCCGACACCAACGCCGGAGCAGGCAACCUGCCCUACCGCACCGUGGGAUCCACCGCCGUGGUCGCGGUCGUGGGCCAACGCCGCAUCGUCGUCGCCAACUGCGGCGACUCCCGCGCCGUGCUCUCCCGCGGCGGCGUCGCCGUGCCGCUCUCCACCGAUCACAAGCCGGAUCGUCCGGACGAGAUGCAGAGGGUGGAAGCAGCUGGCGGCAGAGUCAUCAACUGGAACGGCUAUCGCGUCCUUGGAGUCCUGGCAACUUCUAGGUCCAUUGGCGACUACUACCUGAAGCCGUACGUGAGCGCGGAGCCGGAGGUGACGGUGGUGGAGCGGACGGAGCAGGACGAGUUCCUCAUACUGGCGAGCGAUGGGCUGUGGGACGUGGUCUCCAACGAGAUGGCGUGCAAGAUCGCUCGGAACUGCCUCAACGGGCGGGCGGCCUCCAAGUUCCCGGGGUCCGUCGCCGGCCGCACCGCAGCGGACGCCGCCGCGCUGCUCACGGAGCUGGCCAUGUCACGCGGCAGCAGGGACAACAUCAGCGUCGUCGUGGUCGAGCUGCAGCGGCUCAAGACGAGCCCUGGCGCGGCCUAGUGCAAGUUGUUGGUUUUUGCUGAGACUGAACUGAGAGCAUGUAGCUGUAGCGUGUAGUAGAUGAUAAAAUUUAAAUAUUUGAGCGUGUGCUGAGAGGCUGGGGAUUAUUAAGAGACUCUCCGGCCCGCUAUCAUCAGGGUUCUAAUUGAACGGCAUGUUGAUGCAGUGUGUACAUAGGGAGCGUUAGUUGUAAAAUGUUCAUUUAUCUCGGUGUUCUAAUUACUAGCAAUAUGCAAUUUCUAUUCUCUUAUUAUUCGUGUUUA
This is a messenger RNA of Sorghum bicolor (sorghum), 1614 nucleotides long. RefSeq names its product probable protein phosphatase 2C 51. The record is from RefSeq and is a predicted model, not a curated record. NCBI's taxonomy places the organism in Eukaryota, Viridiplantae, Streptophyta, Magnoliopsida, Poales, Poaceae. Bases 152 to 1351 code for a protein of 399 amino acids. Gene Ontology annotation, cellular component: nucleus; cytosol. Gene Ontology annotation, molecular function: protein serine/threonine phosphatase activity; cation binding. The transcript has 3 exons. Gene Ontology annotation, biological process: protein dephosphorylation.